This is a messenger RNA of Zeugodacus cucurbitae (melon fly), 1900 nucleotides long. RefSeq lists its product as uncharacterized. NCBI's taxonomy places the organism in Eukaryota, Metazoa, Arthropoda, Insecta, Diptera, Tephritidae. The transcript has a single exon. Bases 1300 to 1653 code for a protein of 117 amino acids. The record is from RefSeq and is a predicted model, not a curated record.
UCAAGUUUAACAAUUCUCUACGAAUUUUAUUUCUGGUAUUAGCCCCAAUUCUUCAUAUUCAUGCUAUGAUAUAUUUAAUCACACUUUUCAUUGGAUAAACCUGUUGUUACAGUAUAAAAGAAUAUAUUUUUGUUUUAAUUUCCCUCUCCAAAAAUAUAUUAUUCUGCUAAAAGUACAGUUGACACUGUCGAUCAAUUGCUUUUGAUAGUUAACUGUACCACAAUAUUUAUACCCAUACAAACGAACAUGCUACAAACACAUUUUUUACCUUCGACUCAAUGACACAGUUUUGUGUUGAAUGCGGGGAAAUCCCAAUUACUGCCGUUUAGUCUAAGACCAUUCUUGUGCGAGCAAAUAUUUUACAGGAUUUUAAAUGUCAUUGCAUUGUUUGGACAUUUAAAAUGUUCUGUAAAUGUUUCGAGACGUUUGCAUUGUUGCCGACAGGUCUAAGCAAAACAUUCGUAAUUGUAAGUGGCAUACAGCGGAUAUAGAUGCUAGGCCCCUAGACACAUACAAUUGUUGUUUGUUUAGCGGAUUACGAAUAUGCGGAAUCCUGGUGAAUGGCAGUGGCCACAAACUAAAACAAUGCGAAAAUAUUGACAUCAAUUCCGCUCACCUUUGAAUCCGCCUAAAUUCGUGUCUAGACGCGACCGCCAGAAGCCCAUUGUUCGGAUGGCGACACGGCGCUGCUCGUAAUUGCCAUUUUCACGGAAACGCGAGAUGAUCAGGCGCACAAUGCGUGCGUCAAUUUUUACUACACCUUUCCAUAAAUGCCUUUGCGUGAAGCCUUUUGUUGGCUAAAGUGAUUUGCUGCUGCCGAGCUGUUGAUGCGCUCUAGAAACGCCCAGCAUAAAGGUGUUUGAGGAUUAAAGGUCUUUCGCGCAAGGAUACACGCAACUGCAGCAUGCACGAAGUGCGCGGAAAACACAGGUGUGCAACAAUACAACAAAGAAGGCCCACCAGGUAGUAUUCACCUAUCCACACACAAACGCGUUUACCGCCGACUAGCGACCUGCGGCCAAGGUGUGAGUAUAAAAGCGCACAGCAUGCCAGCAAGGACUCAUCAUUCGUGCAUUAGCCUCUAACGUGUGUGUUUACGGUCAACAACUGUCUCUCCCAGUAUAUACUAAAAUUUUUGCAGUUAAAAAUCUUAAGUGUUUAUCUCAUAAAUAAUAUUUGUUAAUAACGGCAGUGAGCAGCUACUUGAAUUUAAAACUUAACUGAAGAAUCAAGCAACUUAAAACUUAACUCAAGCAAAUAGUGCCUUCAUUAAAACUUAACUUCAACAAAUAUCAUAAAAUGGGUUCCUUGAUUCGCAACAACACCAACAGUGCCAGCAGCAACAACGUCAACAACAGCAAAAGCAAAUCAUCCGUCCACUAUCAACUGUUCAUGUAUCAGGAGGAGCUGCGCCGUCGCAAUACACGUGGCCUGAGCGUCGCCAAAUCGAAGAUCUCGCUCACCGAAUCCCUAAUCCAUGAGAACAUGCAGAAUUUGCAUAAUCGCAGCGACGAUGACCUGCGCAUCAUAUGCCGAGAAAUGUCAUUCAAGAAACAUCUGCAGAAGCAGGUGUCACGCUGUUCAAAACUGAUUAAAUUAGCCAUGAGCGCCGAGAAAGAUUCCAUGACCAUUAGUACACAGCUUUCACGAUGAAGUCAGAUACUACUUGUAGUAAUUGAUAUAAGUAUUUAAUAUUUAGUUAUCUUCUGGUAUUUAAGACAAUCUAUUUUUAAGUUAGCUAAGUAUCGCUGUGAUUAAUUUUAGAGUUAUUUAUUCUUAGUCUUAUUUAUUAUGCGUAGCUUAAGAUAUGGUAUGAGUAUGAGUUUGUAGCCUAAUAAUAUUAUAAGCAUAUAAAUAUAGCUUGCAUCAAGUGGAAAUACAAAAGCGUAUCUUUAAUAAU